GAAACAGCUCUUUUCUGUAUUCCUCUUCUGCCACCAAAAGUUGUUGGUGUGAGCAUAUCAACGGAGACAUCAUGUGAUUUGGAGACACUUCAGGGCUGAAGCCACUCUGUGGUCAGUUCAAAGGUGUCUGACAGAUGAACUGAUCACUAACUCAGGAGAGCUCUGCAGCGUGAUUUAUGUAAGAAUGAGGUUCAUCACUUUGUGCUGCUGUCUUCUCUUUUGGGUGAACACAGGUGAUGUCUCUGCAAACACCAUAAUAACCACAGUGGGAAGAGAUGUUACUCUAAGAUGCACGUAUGAUGCUGGGUAUUACGGCAAGCUGCCUUUCUGCUGGGGCAGAGGAAAUAUACCUCAAAGUGGCUGCGCCAAUGAGGUGCUCAGGUCAGACGGGACCAACGUGCUCAGCCAGCAGUCGGAGCGCUAUGCUCUUAUGGGUGAUCUUGGCGCGGGUGAGGCUUCUCUGACCAUCAGGCAGGUUCAGGAGAGCGACUCGGGCAUAUACGGCUGUCGGAUAGACAUACCGGGCUGGUUCAACGAUCAGAAACUUGAAAUUACUCUCACAGUAAAUCCAGGACGGCCUUUUCCUCUAAAGGUGGAAACAAGAGAGGUGAGGGAACGAACUAUCACUGUGCGCUGGACUCCUCCAUUUAAUGGUGGUAGACCCAUUACAGCCUACAAGGUGGAUUUAAAAAACAAACAUGCGCCUUGGGAUACAGCCAAAAGAACUGAAGUAUCACAGGCUCACCUGACUCAGGUGACUUUGGUUGAUUUACAUCCUGCCAAGACUUACAACCUUCGCAUGUUUGCGGUCAACAAUGUGGGACUGAGUGAACCCAGCAAUGUCCUGAUAUUUACAACAAAAGAAGCAGCACCUGAGGGUCCCCCGGUCGAUGUGCAGCUUGAGGCCCCCAGUUUUGACAGCAUUCAAGUUACUUGGAAGCCUCCGAAGGUUGAACUCAGAAAUGGCGUCCUGCGCAGCUACAUCGUCAACUACAGAGAAUUUGACCCAGCGGCCCAACAACUUCCAAAGUGGCAGCAACUUACUGUGACAGCCAUGAGUGAAGGACAGAGCAUCAUCCUGACCCACCGGAAGCCUUCAACCCAGUACACUGUUCAGGUCCAGGCCAAAACCAACGCAGGAAAAGGACCUUUUUCAGCUCCAGCUUUCUGCACCACUCUUGACAAAGUUAAAGAGACAACAGUGGCAACUACUUUGUUAUCUUCUACUGCUGCUUCCACAAAGCUGAGGGAAUAUACAAGCUCUACUACCAAUGCACACACAACUACUGCUGGAACUAUUUCUACAUUCACAGUUUGGGAUGAAAUCUCUUUGAACAGCACACCCUUCACAACAGUGCCACCAGAUCCACCAGUAAUUGUGUUAAAGGAGGUGAUAGACAACACAAUUUCACUUUCCUGGACUCCUGGCUUUGAAGGUGACAGUCCUAUUACUGCUUUCUACUUGGAGUAUAAAGCAGCAAAUGCUUCAUGGGACUACACAAAGGCUAUUAUAGAUUUCAGCUCCAAUGAGACAGACGCCACGAUAAUAGAGAUCAAUCCUUCAACAUACAACAUCCGCAUGUUUGCUAAAAACAGUCUGGGCACCAGUAAAGCCAGCAACAUUCUCACUGUGACCAUCGAAGAAAGAGAUCAGCAAACGAGUAGCAUAACAUCCACCACAUCCACUGCUACCAAAGUCUCUAUGGAAGCAAGAGGUGGUGUUCACACAUCUGCUAUUGUUGUGCUGGUUGUGCUGGUACUAUUGAUUGUUGCUUCUAUUGCUAUUUGGCAACUUCGACGUAUAAAACAGAGAAACGGCAGCCUGAACAUGUGGCUGGCCAAUGGAGCAAUUCAUUACAAAGGAUCUGAGCCACUGCAAGAGCUGUGAAACUUACUCUGCAAUCAACAUUUGGAAACUCAUUAUGCCAACUAUAUUAAAUAUACCAAAGUGUAUUUUGUUAUUGGAGAUCAUUUGCUAAUAUUACCUUUGCGUGUAUUUGAGUCUAAUAGUAAAGGAAAGUUAAAAAUACAAAGGUCCUUUAAGAUUUUUAUAGCGAUUGGUAUUCUGUAAAUGGCAGUACAAUUUCUCCACUAUAGCUUUAUUUUUUAUUUUUUUAACACUAUGCAUUUAUGUUGUUUGUCCAUUAAAAUGUGCACCAAUAUAGCAUAUUUGUCCAACAGUGUUUUAAAUAUUAACUGAAAGCUUAUAACAUCCAACUUCAAUUCAGUUUUUGUUAAAUACUGCCACCUGCUGGAAGUACUUCAUAUAGUACAUGAUGAAACAGUUUAUCCCUGUUUUAUAGUGCAAAUUAAGCUAAAAAUGCAUUUAUUAAAUAUGCAUUUAAUCAUAUUUUUCUGUAGCAUUUUUUUUCUCCAAAACUAACAGUUCAAAUCUGUAUGGUUUAAAAAGUCAGUUUAGUAAACUGUAACUCAUUUAAUUUGAUACCUACUACUGCAGAGAUGCAUUGAUAUAUUUUUCUACAAUCCUUAGAAAAUAAAAAACAAUCCUUCACUCUUGAACUGUAUUAAUGAGUCUAAGCACUUGGUUGUUCUUUGAUACUUUGUUUAUUUUUAAGUCAUCUAAGUCUGGAGAGUCGAGCUAACGACUCUUCAGUCAGACAGAAUAAAAUAUCUCCAGAGUUAUAAAUGUUGUAGUAAAUCAUAUUGUGUUUCACAAAUCUUUUCAUGAAAAUACUGAUUCAGUUACACAAAAGCC
This is a messenger RNA of Xiphophorus couchianus (Monterrey platyfish), 2716 nucleotides long. RefSeq names its product Down syndrome cell adhesion molecule-like protein 1 homolog. Gene Ontology annotation, biological process: axon guidance; brain development; cell-cell adhesion. The transcript has 14 exons. The record is from RefSeq and is a predicted model, not a curated record. The coding region runs from base 185 to 1888 and encodes 567 amino acids. Gene Ontology annotation, molecular function: cell-cell adhesion mediator activity. Gene Ontology annotation, cellular component: axon; plasma membrane. NCBI's taxonomy places the organism in Eukaryota, Metazoa, Chordata, Actinopteri, Cyprinodontiformes, Poeciliidae.